This is a messenger RNA of Chinchilla lanigera (long-tailed chinchilla), 5672 nucleotides long. RefSeq names its product cyclin-dependent kinase 18 (gene Cdk18). Lineage: Eukaryota; Metazoa; Chordata; Mammalia; Rodentia; Chinchillidae. Gene Ontology annotation, molecular function: ATP binding; protein kinase activity. The record is from RefSeq and is a predicted model, not a curated record. Gene Ontology annotation, biological process: protein phosphorylation. Gene Ontology annotation, cellular component: nucleus; cytoplasm.
UUCCUCCUCUUCCUCCUCCUCCUCCUCCUCCUCCUCCUCCAGCUCAGGUUGCAGCUUCUCUCGGGAGCCGCUCACCUUUCUAAAGAGAAGGAAGCGGCCCGGAGCCCGGCAGGGACCCCAGCGGGGCGUAGGGCGCAGGGCGCAGAGCGGAGGGCGCGGGGCUUAGGGCACGGCGCUCAGCCGCCGGGGCGCCGGGCCGCCAGGACGCGCGCGGUGAGUCCCGCGGGUGCGACGCGGCGGGCGGCGCCAGGAGGAGGUCGGAGCGAGGGGCACCGCGGCGCCCGGGCGCGGAGCAAAGGACACCCCUGACUGGCCCCUGCUGAUCAUGAACAAGAUGAAGAACUUUAAGCGGCGAUUCUCACUGUCUGUGCCCCGCACGGAGACCAUUGAGGAGUCUUUGGCCGAAUUCACGGAGCAGUUCAACCAGCUCCACAACCAGAGGAACGAGGACCUGCAGCUCGGUCCUCUUGGCAGAGACCCCCCGCUGGAGCCCAGCACCUUCUCCCCCACAGAUGGCGGGGAGGAGCCUGGGCGACUGUCCCCCAGCAUGCAGUACCGGCGACGGCAGAACCAGCGCCGCUUCUCCAUGGAGGACAUCAGCAAGAGGCUCUCUCUGCCCAUGGAUAUCCGCCUGCCUCGGGAGUUCCUGCAGAAGCUACAGCUAGAGAGUCCAGACCUGCCCAGGCCACUCAGCCGCAUGUCCCGCCGAGCCUCCCUGUCAGAUAUCGGCUUUGGGAAACUGGAAACAUACGUGAAGCUGGACAAGCUGGGGGAGGGCACCUAUGCCACAGUCUUCAAGGGGCGCAGCAAGCUGACAGAGAACCUGGUGGCCCUGAAGGAGAUCCGGCUGGAGCAUGAGGAGGGGGCGCCCUGCACUGCCAUCCGAGAGGUGUCGCUGCUGAAGAACCUGAAGCAUGCCAACAUCGUGACCCUGCAUGACCUCAUCCACACAGACCGGUCCCUCACGCUGGUGUUUGAGUACCUGGACAGUGACCUGAAGCAGUACUUGGACCACUGUGGAAACCUCAUGAGUAUGCACAAUGUCAAGAUUUUCAUGUUCCAGCUACUCCGGGGCCUGGCCUACUGCCACCGGCGCAAGAUCCUGCAUCGGGACCUGAAACCCCAGAACCUGCUCAUCAAUGAGAGGGGCGAACUGAAGCUGGCUGACUUUGGACUGGCCCGGGCCAAGUCAGUGCCCACAAAGACCUACUCCAAUGAAGUGGUGACCCUGUGGUACAGGCCUCCCGAUGUGCUGCUGGGGUCCACAGAGUACUCCACGCCCAUCGAUAUGUGGGGCGUGGGCUGCAUCCACUACGAGAUGGCCACAGGGAGGCCCCUCUUCCCGGGCUCCACAGUCAAGGAGGAGCUGCACCUCAUCUUUCGCCUCCUCGGGACCCCUACAGAAGAGACGUGGCCCGGCGUGACGGCGCUUCCAGAGUUCCGAGCCUACAACUUCCCCGGAUACCUGCCCCAGCCGCUGCUCAGCCACGCCCCCAGGUUGGAUACUGACGGCAUCAGCCUCCUGACCGGCCUCCUCUUGUACGAAUCCAAGAGUCGCACGUCGGCAGAGGCAGCCCUGAGUCACCCCUACUUCCGGUCUCUGGGAGAACAUGUGCACCAGCUUGAGGACACGGCCUCCAUCUUCUCCCUGAAGGAGAUCCAGCUCCAGAAGGACCCAGGGUACCGUGGCUUGGCCUUCCAGCAUCCAGGACGGGGAAAGAACCGGCGGCAGAGCAUCUUCUGAGCCGUGCCCCCUCUGCUGCGGUGUAAGGGACGUGAGGGCUCGUGAGACGCACGUUUCGGUAGGACGAGGCCUGUGUGGCCGUAGGAAGACCGAGGAGCAAGAGCUGGUGGCCAGCCUGGAAGGCUGUUGGCAGCCCUGCUGGGCGCAGCUGUCUCCUGUCCCUGCUCCCUACACCACCUCCCUGGUGGCCUGUGCCUGGACACCAACCCUCCGUCACCCCCUGUGGGGCUGGGAGUGCGCCGUUGCCUGGAGAGGAGGCUCAGACCCUCUCCCAGCCUGCAGUGCUUGGGUACAGGAAAAUCCAGGUGCCAUGCUGAGCUCUGGCCUGGUGUGGGCUCUGCCAUGCCUUCCCCAGGGCCUGCCCGCCUCUCUAGGCUGGCAGUCCUUCCUCUGCCCCCAGGAGCCUACACACAUUUCACCUCCUUCCUCUCUGAGAGCAAGAAGGGACGUGGCAUCUCGUGUGGGACUCAAGGGCACAUGUUCCCUGGAGCAGCAGAAGAAACAGUCAUCCUGUUUCCUCUCAUCCCCACCUUCUCCUCCUCCCUCCUCACCAGAGGCCACUUGUGCCCUUUGGGCCAAGGCUGAGCAGCGCGAGGAUGCCAGCUGCCCCUGGAGCUGGCCCGGGAACCCCUCCCGCCUCCCUGCCCGGAUGGAGUUGCCUUAACUUGGCAGGUGUAGAGUGCAUGCUGCCCUUGGAGCUCCGACCCAGCUCCUGCCAGUCCGCUUCCCAAGGACUGCUCUGCCUGUCUUAUCCCCAAGCACCGAUAAGUCAGGCCCCGGGCAGCAUCCUGAGAACGGCACCCAGAUAAUGCGGGGUCACCCUGACACUGGUGCCAGGCCAGCCUUGGCACCUUGGCACUGACAUGGCUCCCAGUCCCCUCCUCCCCGGCCCUGUGGUUCUGUCCUUGUGAUCCUGGCACCAGUGUGCUCAGAGGGUGCUCUUGAGAGGAGGCUGUGUGAACCCCUCGGCCCUAGGUAGAGAAAGUAGGAAGGGGGCAGAUUGGACUGUAAGAACCCUUGAAGAGGACCCCUCCUCCUCACCCUGUGUUCCCAAGGCCUCCUCAGCCUGACCGAGUCCUGAAGCAGAGGCUAAGGGGAGGCCAGGCCUGGUUUCCUCCAUAAGCCCCGCCCAGCAAUGCCCUCAGCCUGAGGAGCAGGGUGGGGGUGGAGGAUCCGGGCUCCCUCAGCCCCCCUGUCCUCCCCCACUGUACUGUGAAUGUCCUAUGACUCAGCACAAAGACAGAUAAUAUAUUUAAUUCAUGUCAUACAGGAAGGAGAGCACAGUCUGAUACAGAAAUUGUUACUGAUCUAUGCCAAAGAUGGAGAACCAAAGGCCCCUCCAGGCCCAAUGAGUGUGGCUAGGCUUGGCUUAUAUACACAUAUACACCAAGGGUGUUGGUCCUUGUGCAUCUGUGAGCCCGCCCUGGGCUGCGGGAGGCCCUCCGGCCUUCCCUGCUGCCUUCAGGACCAAAUGUGAAUUCUGCCUGGUGCCUAUAGGCUGGGGCUAACCAGGACCUCACCAGACAGUCCCAGGGAAGUGGGUGCCUGGGCUCUGGCUGCCGUCCUGGGCCCUGAACUCCCAAUGCUUCGCUUGUCGGGAGGGAGGCUCAAGAGAGGAGUGGACUUGGGGUGGGCGAGGCCAAGGCAGCAGAAGGGCUGUGAACGCCACGAUAAUUCAGACCCCAAAGUAAGUGCCGUGGAGCUUGAACCCACCUCCUGCUGCUGCGCAUAGUGCCUCGUCCCUGGACUUGUCCCGUCAUACACAGGGCUUGCUGCCCUCGGAGUCCUGCUGUCUUCCAGUUCCAUGUCUAGCUCUGUUCUCCCAAGACCACUCUGAAAUGCCGGGCCCUAAUCAUACCUCCUGACCUCCCCUGACCUGGCACCAGUCAGACCUUGCGCCCUCUGAUUUGCGGGUGUGCUUGAGGGGGUGGCUGCUUUGCAGAGGAGAGCCCAGGGCCCAGCAGUCAGUGAUCCCCACCCCAGGCCAUGGAAAGAAGGGGUGCACCAGGUCCAGUACCCACUAGACCCCUUCAGCAGAUUGUGGGACCAUGGCUUGGCGUAUUUCGUGGGGAUCUGAAUGGGUCUUUAAGCUGAACUUGAGGUCCACUAGAAGGAGCCUAUAUUUUUUAAGCUCUCCUCCCUGUGCCAGGCGCUGGUCUCAUUGAAUCUGCACAAGAACCCCUUUCUCCCCCAUUCUCGUAUCCUCAUACGUACAGUGGGUCCUCAGGGAUUGAGUGACUUGCCCCAGGAUGCAUAGCAACUUAGAGUCCCCAGCCCUUGUCUUCAAGGAGGGGAGCUGUAGACAGCACAGAGGCCCAGGAGAUAAGAAGCAACUCUAGGAAGGGCCUGGGCAGACUCUGUUUUGCUGGAGCCCUGUAGAGGCCACCAUAAAUCACAGGCAUUGAGUUGCCUCUGGGCCUAGGAGAUAAAUCCCACUGGACAGGCUCACCUUAGACCGUGGGUGUAAGUAGAGAUGGGGACUCCAGAAGAGGGAGCGGAUUCCGGAGCAAAGAUUGGGUAUGAGCUGCCAGGGCUGGUGGGCUGCAGGAGCUGACCCUAGGCUCCUCAGGGACCAGGCUGAAAUACAACGCAGCUCCACGUCCUGGAGUCCUCGGUGUCCUGCGCACCUGCUAGUCAUUUCUGGAUGCCACAUGGCCCUUACAAACAGCAGCCUGGCGUUCCACCAGAGUCCUGAGCCACUGACCUUCUGGCCUCACUAGCUCUCUGCUCCUGGGAUGGGUCAGGAAUGCCUGAGGCCCGGACUAGCCUUCUCUUUGCUAUACCCUACUUGGCAAGGGCAUGUGUGGUUUGCAGUGGUCCUGCAGCUGCUGACGAAAGGUCCUAUGUGAUGACUGCUUCGAGGUAGAGGUGAUACCAGCUCCCACCCUGGUGUAACCUGGCGCUGGAUCUCCCCUGCCCCAGGGGGAGGGGGUGUCCCAGGCAGAAAGUUUAGGGCUGAUGCUGAAUGAGCCUGGGCCACCACGCACUGUCGCUGUGGCGAGACCUGCCCCUUCCUUCCUUUCUGAGCAACUCAGCCCGCAUAGGCCCAUCCUGCCCCACCUUUGCUGAGACCCUUGCUUCCACGUGCAGCACUCCAAGCACCCCUCUGAGCCCUCUGUCUCCGGAGCAAGUCCCCAGCUGGGCCCUGUGCUGGGCCCCAGGACAUGGGGCACACAGCACUCCAGCCCUGUCCAAGCUGCACGGAGGCCACAGCAGCGAGGAAGUUGGUCAGGUCCCUUCCCAGGCACAGCCCACAGUCCAGGGGGAACAAAGGCACCCCCCGGAUCCACACAAGGCAGGCACAUCAGGGUGUCUGCGGUGCAAGAAUCAAGGGAUGGGAGAUGUGAGGGUGUAGGGUGGGGAGCUAAUGUACCAGCUGAGGUGCGGUCAGAGGCCUCUGGCAGGGUCUGGGGGAGCCAUGGCUUCUGAGGGAGGGAACCAGAACAUCCCUGAAAGGGCCAGAAGGGAAUGCGCUUGAAGAAAAGCAAAAGACAGUGAGGCCAAAGCACAGCAGGCUGGGAAGGGCGGCAGGAAGGCUGAACCCCGCGCAUGUGCCUGUCAGCCCCAGCUGGGCUCACUAGGACCAAUUGCUGCCUGGCUCCAGCUCAGAUGACUUCCUGCAGAUUUCCUUUUCCUUCUUUCUUUUUCCACACUGGGAUUGUGCCCUGCCUCCUCCCCUUUUAAAAUAAGGUCUGCUAAGUUUCCAGACUGGGUUCAAACUUGUGAUCUUCCUGCCUCCGCCUCCGUGGGUGCUGGCAUUUCAGGUGUGUGCCGCCAUGUGCAGCUACCAUCAGACUCUUAAUGGUGAGGUCAGGGAUCAGUUUUUAUACACACACCCUCAACCUGAAGGGUGGGAGCUUAGUGCAGUGGUAGCAUACUUACCUAGCAUGCACAGGCCUGGGUUUGAGCCCCAGCACCCUAAAUAUAC